Chaetomium globosum CBS 148.51 is the source of this 2592-nucleotide messenger RNA. RefSeq lists its product as uncharacterized. The transcript has 3 exons. Lineage: Eukaryota; Fungi; Ascomycota; Sordariomycetes; Sordariales; Chaetomiaceae. Gene Ontology annotation, biological process: translational initiation. Bases 1 to 2592 code for a protein of 863 amino acids. Gene Ontology annotation, cellular component: eukaryotic translation initiation factor 3 complex. The record is from RefSeq and is a predicted model, not a curated record. Gene Ontology annotation, molecular function: translation initiation factor binding; translation initiation factor activity; RNA binding.
AUGUCCCGAUUCUUCCGCGGCGGUGACGACAGCUCGUCCGAGAGCAGCUCCGACGAGGAGGAGCUGUACUCCACCUCCGAGGAGGAGGAGGAGGAGGACCAGGACCAGGAAGAAUCCUCUGAGGAGGAGGACGAGGAGGAGUCCAGCGACGAGGAUGAGGGUCCCAAGAAGACGGGCUUGUCCCGUUUCCUUGUCGACCAGGCAUCAUCAGACAGCGAGGGCAGUGAUGAGGAAGGCGCCACCAAGGUCAAGAGUGCCAAGGACAAGCGGUUCGACGAGCUAGAGGCUACGAUCACCACCAUUCAAAACCGCCAGAAAAUCGAUGACUGGGGUUCCAUUGCAAAUGAGUUCGAUAAACUUAAUCGACAAGUCGUUAAGCUCCAAGAUGGUGGCAAAGCCCCGAAGUCAUACAUUAAGUGCAUCGCCGAAUUGGAAGAUUUCUUGAAUGAGACGCUCGCAAAGCAGAAGGUUACGCCCAAGAACAAGAAGCUGAAUGCCACCAAUGCCCGUGGUCUCAAUGCGGUCAAGCAACGUAUCAAGAAGAACAACAAAGAUUACCAAGCCCAGAUCGAUGCGUUCAGGAAAGACAGCGAUGACUUUAUGGAAUCGGACGAGGAAGAAGUUCCGGCGCCAAAGACCAAGGUUCGAUUUCAGGAGGCAGCCGCUCCCGAGGAAGCGGCGGAGGACGAGGAUAAAGGUUUCGCCAGAGUCGACAAACGCGGAAAGGCUAUUCCUUUCUCCCCCGAGAGCAUCCAGAAGCACCUUCGCGCGAUCGUCGAGUCAAGGGGCAGGAAGAACACAGACCGUGGGGAACAGAUCAAGAUUAUGGAGGAGCUUAACAAGGUCGCUGAAACCCCUUAUCUCAAGAUUCGGGUUCUGCAGACGCUUGUUUCGGCUCGGUUCGAUCUCGGCUCUGGUACAACAACGUCGAUGCCUCUGGACCAUUGGAAGGCUGCAGAAAGGGAACUGGCUGCGUUGCUCACGCUCCUCGAGACACACAAGGACCACGUUGUGAUCGAGGGUGCGGAGGAAUGGGAAGACGACGAUAAGACCCCCAUUCUAGGGCCCGACGACAAGUACAUCAAGGUUCCCGGCAGCGUGGUGUCGUACAUUGAGCGCCUAGAUGACGAGCUCACUCGGUCGCUGCAAAGCAUCGACCCUCACACCUCAGAAUACAUCGAGAGGCUGACGGACGAGGCGUCUCUUUACAACAUCAUCCUCCAAGGCUUGCUCUACUACGAGACUAUCCGGAAGGAUGCGUCACUGGAAAUUCCCCAAGAGAGCCUGAACCGGAUCAUCCAGCGGCGCCUGGACCAUGUCUACUUCAAGCCCGCUCAAGUUGUUAAGAUCCUGGAGGAGAACGCCUGGAAGCAAGUUUCGAGCGGUGUCGAUUCUGCAAUCACCCCUCGUGGCGCGUCGGGUGAUGCCGGCAAACUGAUGUACACCCUGUGCAAUUACUUGUUCGACAACAGCGAAGGCAUCAUUCGUGCCCGUGCUAUGCUUUCCCAGAUUUAUUUCCUGGCUUUGCACGACGAGUAUUACAAAGCUCGCGACAUGAUGCUCACCUCUCACUUGCAAGAGAGCAUCGCGAACUUCGAUGUCGCCACCCAGAUUUUGUACAACCGCACACUCGUCCAGGUCGGCCUCUGCGCAUUCCGGCGAGGGCUAGUGUACGAUGCUCAAAACACGUUGCAGGAUAUCUGCGGCAGUGGGCGUCAAAAAGAGCUUCUUGCUCAAGGCGUGAUGAUGCAGCGGUACAACCAGGUGACCCCCGAACAAGAGCGCCUUGAGAAGCAAAGGCAGCUACCUUUCCAUAUGCACAUUAAUCUCGAGCUUCUCGAGUGCGUCUACCUGACGUGCAGCAUGCUUCUUGAGAUCCCUCUCUUGGCGCAAAUUGGCUCUUCGCCGGAUAUCAAGAAGCGCGUCAUCAGCAAGACGUACCGCCGGAUGCUUGAGUACCACGAGCGGCAAAUCUUCACGGGUCCGCCGGAAAACACUCGCGAUCACGUCAUGCAGGCAUCCAAGGCCCUUGCCGCCGGGGAAUGGAAGAAGGCUACCCACUUCAUCCACAGCAUCAAGAUCUGGGAUCUCAUGCCGAGCUCAGAAGAAAUCAAGGCGAUGCUUGCCAAACAAAUCCAGGAAGAGGGUCUGCGGACAUACCUUUUCACGUACGCCCCAUUCUACGAUACUUUGGCCAUUGAGACAUUGAGCACGAUGUUCGAGCUCGAUUCGGUCAAGGUUUCUGCUGUGGUCAGCAAGAUGAUCAGCCACGAGGAACUCGCCGCUGCUUUGGACCAAGUCACUAAGACGGUCAUCUUCCGCAAGGGCGUGGAGCUCAGCCGCCUGCAGAGCUUGGCUCUGGCGCUCUCGGACAAGGCAAGCGCUUUGAUUGAGACAAACGAACGUACCCUCGAGGUUAGAACCCAAGGGUCAGCGAAUGCCUUCAGCAGGAAAGAUGGUAGGCAGGGCGGCCAGAGGGGCGGUGGGCAGCGGAGUGGCAGGGGAGGUGCAAGGGCUGGUGGCAAUGCUCAGCGGCAGGCCGGUGGUACACAGUUUACAGGCGGCGCCCUGGGUGCUGCGGUGCGCGGUUAG